UGAAUUACAGGAGCAAAGUGAGAUCUAAAUGAAGCUCCAAGAGAGGUAGCUAAAAAUAAGUCUCCUUUCAAUUAAUGAAUUUCGUGUUAUAAAAGUGGAUGACCCAUAUGAAGAAAUAGGCAGAGUCCCACCGCUUCAUGCCGCCUACAAUGUUGAAUGUGUGUUGCCUACUUUUACAUUUCUUGGCCUUAGUCGGGAACAAUAUGGUUUCUUAUAUAAAGGCCUAUUAGCUCACAAAUGUUACAAAGAAGAAAACAUACAAUCUCUUGUUUCAUUGCUUUGUAAUUUCAGUUUGAUAAUGAAAGAUAUACUGUUACUGCCUUGAGGACAUAAGCACACUUGUCAAACCUCAUAAACAUUAUGUGUUAUUUACUUUAUGUUUUACUGCACACAAUUUCACCGCAUUUUGUACUUUUCUCAUGUUAUAAGCGUCACUUUUCGAUUUGUGAGCAGAUGCUUUUCAUCUUCUCUUUCUGUUCACUUGACCUGAUCUGAUGCGAUUGGUUCAAUGUUCUUCCUUGCUUCUCAUAGCCCAGCAUGACAUACAUACAAUAAGUAGAUGAGAAUCCUAUUGACCAACAUUCUAGGUUUUUUUUUUUUUUUUUAAAUUUGAGCAGGAAUUGUGGUUUUUUACGCACUCUAUUAGAAGUGGGUAUACCUACUAACCAACUAACCCCAGAGCGUCGUUCAUUACAAUCAUUAAUUAACGAUAAGUAUUUUUAAUAUUCUUUUUUCUGCCACCUUUGUCAAAUAUUAGAUAUGUAUCAUGCUAUUUGAAGCUAGAAAACCUGAUGCAUGAAACCCCUAAGCACUGCGUCAACAAGUUAAUAAUUAAACUAAAUGCAAUCAUCCACCAUACGACAGUUAAUGAACAAAAAAAUAAAUAAAAAAAAAGGGACCCAGUCAAAGGUCAAUUUUUAGGCCACAAAAUUUGAACGUACCUCCAAACUUGGUGGAGUGUGCAUGUAAAUAUUAAGAAGACCAGCAUAAUUUCCGGUGCUAAAACAAAACGAUUACCUCUGUCUUUUCCUAACCAUUCAAUCACAUGCCAAGAAUAUCACUGCUUCCCUCCACCUCCCUUCCCUUCGCCUUUAUAAGCAGCCUUGGGCAAAGCCAAGUUACUCGACUUCAUCCAUGGCUCCAUCUCUUCUCUCCCCCACGGCCUUGGGCUACUGCUUUCUUCUCUUCUCCCUCAUUCUCUCUUCGUUUCCAGCUCUUUCAUUCGCCCUAACUAAUGCUGAAGCUGCUCACAUAGCCCACCGCCAACUCACUUCUCUCCCGGAGAAUGGUGACCUCCCAGACAACUACGAGGUUCAAGUCGACGCCAAGCUUAAAUUUGAAAACGAUAGGCUCAAGAGGGCUUAUGUCGCUCUCCAGGCGCAGAAGAGAGCUAUUUUUUCCGACCCUUUUAACUUCACCGCUAACUGGGUAGGGGAGAAUGUUUGUGCCUACAAAGGGGUGUUCUGUGCUCCGGCGCUCGACAACCCGAGCUUGAACGUGGUGGCCGGCAUAGAUCUCAACCAUGCAGACAUUGCAGGACAUCUCGUUGUCGAAAUGGGGCUCCUUACCGACCUCGCUCUCUUCCACAUCAACUCCAACAGAUUUUGUGGUAUCGUCCCAGAGAGCUGCAGAAGGUUGACGCUUAUGUACGAGUUCGACAUCAGCAACAACCGAUUCGUUGGUCGUUUUCCUGGAGUCGUCCUGAGAUGGCCUAAUUGCAAGUACCUUGACCUCAGGUUCAAUGGCUUCGAAGGUGAGCUACCUCCAGAGCUUUUCACCAAGGAGUUUGAUGCCAUUUUCUUGAACCACAACAGAUUCACGUCAGUGAUUCCAGAGACGAUUGGAAACUCCAAGGUUUCUGUUGUUUCAUUUGCGUUUAACAAUUUCAGUGGUUGCAUCCCGCACAGCGUUGGGAACAUGUGCAAUGUGAACGAGCUGAUCUUCAUGAACAAUCAGCUUGGCGGGUGCUUCCCUCCUGAGAUUGGAAACCUUGGAAAAUUGCAAGUUUUUGAGGUGAGCUACAAUGGAUUUAUAGGUUCUUUACCAAAAAGCUUUGUCGGGCUACAGAGCAUUGAGGAAUUGGAUAUUGGGUACAACAGGUUGACAGGGUUUGUGACUGAUAAGAUUUGCACGUUGCCUAAGAUGGCCAAUUUCACAUUUGCUUACAACUAUUUUAGUGGGGAGGCUCAAAAAUGUAUGCCUAAUCCUAAAUCGAAGAUAGUGUUGGAUGAUUCAGGCAACUGCAUGCCAGGAAGACCCAAGCAAAAGAACACAAAGACUUGUUUCCCUGUGGUAACUAAGCCCGUGGAUUGCAGCAAGAAUUGUGGUGGAUCUUCUACACCAGAAAAGCCUAAGACACCAAAGCCUCAACAACCUCCAACGCCAAAGGCUGAACGACCACCUACACCAAAGUCUGAGCCACCACCAACGCCAAAGGCUAAACCGCCAUCCACGCCUAAAGCUGAGCCACCACCCACGCCUAAGGUCGAGCUGCCACCAACACCAAAGGCUGAGCCACCACCAACUCCAAAGGUUGAGCCGCCACCCACACCAAAAGCUGAACCGCCACCUACUCCAAAGGCUGAACCGCCACCCACUCCGAAGGCUGAGUUGCCACCCACACCAAAGGCGGAGCCCCCACACACCCCGAAGGUCGAGCCACCACCCACUCCCAAGGUCGAGCCACCAGCCACACCUAAGGCCGAGCCACCACCCACUCCAAAGGCAGAGCCACCACCUACGCCUAAGGCUAAACCGCCACCCAAACCAAAAGCUGAGACACCACCAACUCCAAAGGCAAAGCCACCAUCGACACCUAAGGUCGAGCCACCACCAACUCCAAAGGCUGAGCCACCACCAACUCCAAAGGCCGAGCCACCACCGACUCCAAAGGCAGAGCCACCACCUGCACCCAAGGCGGAGCCACCUCCCACACCCAAGGUUGAGCCACCACCUGCACCUAAAGUCGAGCCACCACUCAUACCAAAGGCUGAGCCACCAUCUACACCAAAGGCCGAGCCACCUUCCACACCCAAGGUUGAGCUACCACCAGCACCAAAGGCCGAACCACCUCCGGUGCCUAAGGCCGAACCACCCCCCUCACCAAAGGCAGAGCCACCUCCCAUGCCAAAGGUAGAGCCACCUUCCACACCUAAAGUUGAGCCACCUCCAACACCAAAGGCUGAACCACCUCCAACACCAGAGGCCGAGCCACCCCAAACACCAGAAGCUGAACCACCCCAAGCACCUGAGGUCGAACCACCGCAAACACCUAAGGCCGAGCCACCUCCUGCACCAAAGGUUGAGCCUCCUCCUACACCUAAAGUUGAGCCACCUCCAACACCAAAGCCCAAUUGGUCGUAG
Pyrus x bretschneideri (Chinese white pear) is the source of this 3363-nucleotide messenger RNA. RefSeq names its product pollen-specific leucine-rich repeat extensin-like protein 4. Lineage: Eukaryota; Viridiplantae; Streptophyta; Magnoliopsida; Rosales; Rosaceae. The record is from RefSeq and is a predicted model, not a curated record. Bases 1135 to 3363 code for a protein of 742 amino acids. Gene Ontology annotation, molecular function: protein binding. The transcript has 2 exons.